Messenger RNA from Podarcis muralis (Common wall lizard), 990 nucleotides. Its product is annotated as olfactory receptor 14I1-like. Gene Ontology annotation, biological process: G protein-coupled receptor signaling pathway. The record is from RefSeq and is a predicted model, not a curated record. Lineage: Eukaryota; Metazoa; Chordata; Lepidosauria; Squamata; Lacertidae. Gene Ontology annotation, cellular component: membrane. Gene Ontology annotation, molecular function: G protein-coupled receptor activity; olfactory receptor activity.
AUGGAUGUUAGCAAGGAUCAAGCCAUCACUAACCAAACUACUGUUUCAGAGUUUCUGCUUCUGGAAUUCUCAAAAGUUCAGAAAUUACAAAGUCUACACAGCAUCCUGUUCCUGGUAUUGUAUUUGGCAACUGUCACAGGGAAUCUUUUAAUAAUCUCUGCAGUAGCCUUUGACCACCACCUGCAUACACCAAUGUAUAUCUUCCUGAUGAACCUGGCCAUGCAGGACCUGGGCCAGGUUUCGGUCAUUAUCCCCCAAUCCAUGGCCAAUUCCCUCAUGAAUACUACUCACAUUUCUUAUUCCGGAUGUGUUGGUCAAGCCCUAUUCUUCACCUUCUUCUUAUCUACUGAUUUUUUCCUCCUCAUAGUCAUGGCCUAUGAUCGGUAUGUUGCUAUCUGUAAUCCACUGCAAUACCAGGUGGUGAUGAACAGGAGAGCCUGCACUGAAAUGAUCCUUACUGUAUGGAUCACUGGGUUUCUUUAUGCAGGUUUGCACACUGUCAGCACUUUUGCAACUCCUUUCUGCUCCAAUGUUGUCAAUCAGUUUUUCUGUGAAAUCCCACAGUUAGUAAAGCUUUCCUGUUCUAAGAAAAAUCAGAUUGAAACUGGAGUUCUCCUCUUGUUUUCUCUCAUUGGCUUAGGCUGUUUUAUAUUUGUUCUUGUGACAUAUGUACAGAUUUUUAGUGCGGUGUUAAGGAUGACAUCUGCACAGGGAAGACAAAAGGCCUUCUCUACCUGCCUUCCACAUCUCAUGGUAUUCUCCACAUUUAUGGUCACAGGCUUGUUUUCCUAUUUGAGUCCCAUGACUAAUACAGCAACACAUUUAGACUUAAUUUUUACAGUGAUAUAUUCCAUGGUCCCACCUUUGCUGAACCCACUGAUUUACAGCAUGAGAAACAAAGAGAUCAAGGCUGCUUUGUCUAAUUUGUUAAGACUAAGGACCACUUCCAAUAAUAUAUUAUUUAGUUUUCUUCUCUGUGUGUGGAUUUAA